CUCGUCAGUUGCGAUGUGACGAGCCCUCCGGUUGCGUGCGUUACAUUUGACCUUUUCUUGUGGAUUUAAAUGGGAUUUACCUUCGUAAAUGUUCAGUAUGAUGUUCCUAUUGAGCUGUUCAAUGUACUCGGCUCUCCAUCAUCAGCAGGGCACUUGGUUCUGCGGCUGAGGCAGUAACAGGCACAGGCAGCUGCUGGAAUGUUCCGACAGGGCAGCAACAGUGGCAAUAAGCGUUUGACAAGCGGUGCUCAUCUUUCCUGCCCCAGCAUCGUGCCCCCAUCACCCGGCUCCAACAAAACACUAGAAAUGGGCCGCAGCUCUAAGACAAACCACCUGAGUGCUAUGGGACUAGACCAAACCAUCGCCCCUGGAGGAGACCCAGACUACAUCAUGCAACUGGUCAAUGAUGUGCGCAAGUUUUCUGAUAUGCUGCUGAGCCUUAAAGAGGCUUUCCACUCCAAAGAAACUCAAGAGUGCUCGCAGCGCGUGGUUAAUGAGCGACUUGGGGAGCUUGUAUGCGUGUUAAAGGACGUCAUUGGCAAACACCACACACUCAACUCAUCAGAAAUUCUCGGUGCUGCAGGCACUGUUAUCUCCAAAGUCAAAGGCGUGAACUUCAAGGACAUCAAUAAAGAAAACCAAGGCACCAUUUUUGGUGAGAUAUACACAUCGAUCGACACAUUGGCUUUCACGUUUGGCAAUGUAGUGUCUGACUUCCUUAUGGGAGAUGUGGACAGUGGCUCAAAGUUGGGGUACCCCCAAGCCAGAAGAAGUUGUUCUUUUGAAAACCUCUCUGAAGAUUCAGCAGGAUGCAAUGAAGAGAGAAACGAUCUGGCAGAUCCGGCUCUGUCCUCUCCAGAGUUGUCCCCUGUUGAGCAGGUGGACCUGCUUCUACUGAGGAAUGACAGUGGAGUAGAGUCGGCUUUACUCUAUGCCAAGGCCUGGUCCAAAUACACCAAAGAUGUGCUGGCCUGGGUGGAGAAACGCCUCAGUCUGGACAUGGAAUGUGCCAAAAGCUUUGCCAAGAUGGCAGAAUCUGCAAAGGCAGUGGCAAGUCAACAGGACUACAUGCCAUUUCGGGAUAUUUAUGUCUCUGCCUUUAAGAAUGAGAUUGAGUACAAUCAGGUUCUGCUCCAAACAGCUGCAGCUCUACAAACCAACAAAUUCGUACAGCCGCUGCUCGCCCGUAAGAAUGAUCUGGACAAGCAAAGGAAAGAGACAAAAGAACAAUGGCAAAGAGAGCUGAAGAAAAUGAGCGAGGCGGAGAGUGCGGUGAAGAAGGCUCGGCUGCUGAAGGUGCAGAAGAGGGAGGAGUAUGAGAAGGCACGCAGCUCCACCAGCCGCAUUGAGGAGGAGCAGCCGGCAGCGGGAGGCAGGACUCUCGAGAAGAAACGGAGGGUAGAAGAAGAGGCUCUACAGAGGGCAGAGGAAGCGCAGGAGCAAUAUAGAGCAUGUGUGGCUGAUCUAGAGGCAAAGAAGGUCAGCUUGUCUAAUACCAAGAGUGAGAUCCUCGGUCAGUUACGCAAACUGGUCUUCCAAUGUGACCUGACCCUCAAAGCGGUGACAGUGAACUGGUUCCAGAUGCAACAGGCUCAAACUGUGCUUCUGCCUGUCAACUACCAAGCUCUGUGCGAACAGGCCAAAAAGUAUGAGCCUGGUCAACGCUAUUCUGAGUUUGUGUGCAGCCUACCCAAAGAGCGUGUGUGGCUAGAGUCUCUGUCUCAGGACAUCACCGCUCCCUCAAAAACUGGAAUGUCCUUCCAUAAGAGGUCUGUGAGCAGUCCCCACUCUUCCCAUGGGAAUCUGUCCCAGAGCUCUCUUACAUCCGGGGAUAACCCCAGUGCAGAUGAGGUCGAGGGGACUGUACAACCCUGCAAGGCCAAGAUUGCAGAGAGACGCUCCAAUAGCAGUGUAGACAUACAAGCAGUAAAGCCACAGGGCUCGCAGCGGGCUUGGAGUUCCGGCAGUGCUGGUGGAGGAGGGAUGUGCAGUGACUCAGAAAGCGCUGGAGGAAGUAGUGAGUCUCGUUCAGUGGACUCCCCCACAGCCAGUCCAGGGGAUUUCAAACGCAGGCUUCCCAGAACUCCCUCAACUGGUACCAUGUCUUCUGCGGAUGACCUGGAUGAGAGGGAGCCAUCUUCCCCAUUAGAUAAUGGUCUUGCUGAGAUGGUGUUGGAAACGGCCAGUUCUCCCAGGCCAUUCCGAAAUACUCAGAUGUCAAAAGCAGCCCACACCCACAAGUUGCGUAAACUGCGAGCGCCCUCCAAAUGCAGAGAGUGUGACAGCCUGGUGGUGUUCCAUGGUGCUGAGUGUGAGGAGUGCUCCUUGGCCUGUCAUAAGAAAUGCCUGGAGACUCUUGCCAUUCAGUGUGGUCAUAAGAAGCUCCAGGGUAGACUGCACCUGUUUGGAAUCGACUUUACCCAGGUGGCUAAGAAUAGUCCUGACGGCAUCCCCUUUAUCAUCAAAAAAUGCACCUCUGAAAUCGAAAGUCGUGCCCUGAACAUUAAGGGCAUUUACCGGGUGAAUGGUGCAAAGUCUCGUGUGGAAAAGCUGUGCCAGGCCUUUGAGAAUGGAAAAGACUUAGUGGAGCUUUCUGAUCUCCACCCACAUGACAUAAGCAACGUGCUCAAGCUUUACCUGAGACAGCUGCCGGAGCCAUUGAUUCUGUUUCGGUAUUAUAAUGAUGUCAUCGGGUUGGCAAAAGAGACUCAAAACAUCUUGGUGGAUGAGACUGACUCAGCUAAAGGUAAAUCAUCAGGAGAGCAGCUGUGCCUUAGUAUUGAGCUCAAGAGAGUCAUCUUCAAAAUCAGAGAUCUGCUUCGCCACCUUCCUGCGGCCCAUUACAAAACCCUGCAGUUCCUCAUUGCUCAUCUGCACAGAGUAACAGAGCAAGCUGAGGAGAACAAGAUGACCGCUAGCAACCUGGGUAUCAUCUUCGGUCCCACACUCAUCAAGCCCAGGCAGUUGGAUGCGGAAGUGUCACUGUCCUCUCUGGUUGACUACCCACACCAGGCCCACAUGGUGGAACUGCUCAUCAAACACAAUCAGAUGAUCUUUGACAUGCCCCUUAGUCCCGUGUCUCCCACCAGUCCAACGGCACCACAGGCUUUGCCCAACAUACCGGACAAAGAGCCAAAACUCAGCCGCCACUCCAGAUCGCUCAUGGAUAUCAAAGAGAGUGCUAAGGUCUUCAAGAGACACUCGUCUGUAAUUUCCUCCACACUGUUGAUGGAGGCGGUAAAGGCUGGGGAAGACAGAGCGCAAACACCUGCAGGUGAUGGAUCAGACAUGAACGGGGUUGGUUCAGCUCCUGCAGAGAUACAGAAAUCCACAUCUGUGUUCAGCCGGCCCAGUGCCAGCAGCCGAAUGGUGCAGCUGCGUCCCCAGCGCUCCAAACAGGUGUCUCGACCCAUGAGUAUGCCUGUGGACCGACUGCUUAAAGAGAGUAACAGCCGCAACACAGCAGAGCCCGACUGCCCCCCCGCUGCCAUUCAGGAGACCACAGAACCAGAGAAGCCUUCAACACCACGACUCACCAACUACUACAGGAACCCAUUCAUUGACACUCAGACGCUGAGGAGGACCUGGGACAAACAGUACAGGCAUUACAAUGUGACGCCCAGAACGGCAAUGAUAGUGGCCAACCUUCCGCCCUCUGGUGUAACGGAUAAAGCUAAAUCUUCUGAGACUGUUCCAGGAACAGGCAGCAUCUAUAUAACACCCCACAGCAGCCCUUAUACCUGCAGUCCUGACAGAGCCACUAAGAAAGAUGGUACUGGUCAGCCAAGCACAGCACCGAUAACCUUCAGAGCACCACGGAUGUUAAAACCCCCUCCUGGAAUUUUCUUUAAACCUCCUUCAGGAAGCCAGAUCAGGUCAUUUGUUUCAGUGGCACCAACCACUACCACCGGAACUGUUUAUACAACAGCCAUUACCAUAGUUCCAACAGUGGCCAUGGCAACCAUUGCGACAGUCUCCAGAACAGUGGACACGCCCCCCAGCACACCUACAAUGACUACAGCUACAAUGGUAGCCAAACCGACUGUUACAACUACACUGUCAGCAGGCACUGUAUUAGUGCAGACAGGAGGAGUGGAGGAGAGACAGUCGGAGUGUGAUUCACUCAGUCCUGUCACAAUCUCGCCCCCUCAGUCUCUGAGCUCCAGUGCUGAGGAGCUCAGCCCCACAGAGGUCAAACCACUGUACCCAAGACGAAGUCGCCGUAUGCAUGAACUGGAGUACAGAGAGGCCCACUUUGUUUAAACAUGUAUCCUCUAGGACAGUGUUCAGCUUUUGCCAUGCUUGGUACAAUAUCCUCCUCAUGUAUUACAAUCGGCAAGUGACUAGAUAAUCCACAGACUGUGGUCAUAUGAUUAUUUGAUCAUUUUAAUAGCAUGAUUUAAAGAGACUAGUUCACGAGGGUGAGUAAAUAUAAAAAAUGACAGAAUUUUCAUACUUUGUUGAAUUACCCCUUUAAGUCUAAUAGACCUGUCAAUGCCUUAUUUUCAAAUGUAUGUAUUUGUAUGUAAAGUGUUUUUCUUGUGCCAUACUGUAUAUAUGAAAUGUUUUUAUAUCCCUUUGAGAAAGGGAAAAAAUAUUUGAGAUGAGACGACACAUGAAACGUCUCGGAAAUUCUGUAUAUGAAGAGCUGUUGUCUGUUAAUGUACUGUUAAGCUUCUGUUUGAGCCAGAAAAUGCAGCAAAGGUCCAAAACAUUUGUGACAUUUACUUAUUCAAAAGUGAGCACUCUUUUGGGUUAUUUUUUGGGGUAUUUUAUCUGUACUUUUAUGCCAGUCAGCAUAUUAUCCCCUUUACUAUGAUAAAAUUACCAUCCAGAGGUUCCAAGGGAUACUGCUUGUAUAAGUAAAUAAUUAAAUAUAUGAAUGUGUUAUGAAAAAAGAUGUUACGUGUUAAAUAUCCUGGAAUUCAUUUAGUAUUGUCUGUACUUUCAUGCCAACAUGCUCAUUGUGAUGCACUUGCUAAGCCUAAUUGAUAGAUGUGACCUGAAUUUUUUACAUACUCUACUUUUAAAGCUAUGCCACCGCAUGUUGAUAACACGCAGUUACUGCCAGCUAUUUUAUUUGUUUAUGCUGUAGUAAAUCUCUUGGAAACACGGUGCUGCUAAUGCAUGUUUUUAGGCAGAGUAAGUGCAUCUGUUUCUGUUUUAUUUCUGAAUUAUAUGCAUUUGUUUACAUUUUAUACAGUACACAUAACCCGCUGCCAUAAAUAUCUGACUAUAUACAAACCUUGAAGACAUGCAAUGUUUUUGCAUAUUAAAUACUUAAAAAAAUAA
This is a messenger RNA of Xyrauchen texanus (razorback sucker), 5292 nucleotides long. Its product is annotated as rho GTPase-activating protein 29-like. Bases 199 to 4263 code for a protein of 1354 amino acids. Gene Ontology annotation, cellular component: cytoplasm. Lineage: Eukaryota; Metazoa; Chordata; Actinopteri; Cypriniformes; Catostomidae. Gene Ontology annotation, molecular function: GTPase activator activity. The record is from RefSeq and is a predicted model, not a curated record. The transcript is spliced from 23 exons. Gene Ontology annotation, biological process: activation of GTPase activity; signal transduction.